AGCAAAACGGGCUUUCAUUCCAGCAGGUCAAGCAAGUUCUCGUCUCGUACGUACAUCUUUCCCUACCUACCUGAGGCCUCUUCCCGGUUCAUUUUCCCGAGACACGGGGGCUUGUCCGCUCCAACCACGACUCGCUCACGGUCGCAACACACGCCGUAGAUCUGCUGGACAGCGGCAAACUGCGCCGCGUCUUCGCCGACAUCGCAACCGUCCGCGGUGGCGUCGGCACGCCAUGGUGGCGCAGGCGCUGGUGCUGGGCAACCAAGACAAGAAAAAGGAGAUGACGCUCGUCAACCUCACAACGGUCGGCAUCUUCUUCCCGCCCUUCCCGGCAUGGGCGCCUACGUCAGCUCCAAAAUGGUCGCCGUCAAGCUGCUGCAGGCCUCUGGGCCCGAGAACCCGCACGUCCGGAUCCACCAUGUCCACCCGGGCUUUCUCGACACCGCCAAGUCCGCCCAGCUGGCCAAGACCACCAAGCUGCCCUUCAGCUUCGACGACAGUACGUUAUCUCUUCGCCUCCUCUUGAUGGCAAACCCAUAUCGAUCAGAUUUUACCCCUUACUUCUCCCCAGUCUCUCCCCGCCGACUUCCUCGUCUGGGUCGUGUCGCCCGAGGCCGAGUUCCUCAACGGCAAGGUGGUGUUCGCCGCCUGGGACGUCGACGAGCUCAAGAAUCGCGACAAGGAGACUGUCGACAUCAACCCCUUCAACGGCGAGUUGUGGGUGGGCUCUCGGGCUUCCCGUGCUAUGUCGGCGGCCAUGCUCUUGGAGGGCACUAGAUGUAGAUGUCCAUGGAUGUCGGGAUGGUGAUAGGAAUUGUCAGUAACACGUCACCUGGCAUACGUGGGACACAGCCCUGCACCAAGGAAACACAUACAAUCAACGGCGGGCUGAGAGAGAGAAGCUGAAUUCAUUCCUAACAAUGGAGGGUGG
Messenger RNA from Parathielavia appendiculata, 931 nucleotides. RefSeq lists its product as uncharacterized. The record is from RefSeq and is a predicted model, not a curated record. NCBI's taxonomy places the organism in Eukaryota, Fungi, Ascomycota, Sordariomycetes, Sordariales, Chaetomiaceae. The transcript has a single exon. The coding region runs from base 334 to 777 and encodes 147 amino acids.